This is a messenger RNA of Mugil cephalus (flathead mullet), 10968 nucleotides long. RefSeq names its product adhesion G protein-coupled receptor B2 (gene adgrb2). The record is from RefSeq and is a predicted model, not a curated record. NCBI's taxonomy places the organism in Eukaryota, Metazoa, Chordata, Actinopteri, Mugiliformes, Mugilidae. Bases 973 to 6105 code for a protein of 1710 amino acids. The transcript has 35 exons. Gene Ontology annotation, molecular function: G protein-coupled receptor activity. Gene Ontology annotation, cellular component: plasma membrane. Gene Ontology annotation, biological process: adenylate cyclase-activating G protein-coupled receptor signaling pathway; peripheral nervous system development; negative regulation of angiogenesis.
GUUUUGUGUGUGUGUGUGUGUGCGUGUGCGUGGAGUGAGGGAGCGGGGGUACCGUGAACGCGCCUGACGGAUCCCCGGCUCAGGGCAGCGAGGGCGCGCAUCUCUGUCCUCCGCUCGUGAAGCGACUGCAGGGGAGCCAGAUGCCCGACUGUGAGCCGCUGCCUGUGGAUACUCAUCCCAAAUGACAGAGCAGCCGAGAGCCGCAGACGCGUUUCGCCCUGUUUCGGGGAAGAGGAGAGAAUAAAAGGCGGCAAACGGAGUAAGAAUUGUUUUUCUUGUUUCAUUUUUUUUUCUUCUUCUCUCUCUUCGCUUUCAGCAUCCUCUUAAAACGAAGAGCUUCCUUGGACUUGGAGUACCGGGCAUCAGUUAAAAAAAAAAAAAAAAAAAAAAAAAAAAAACCUUAUCCCACUCUGCUCCUGCUGCUGCGGCGCUGCAAACUGUGAGCGCGUCCUCCUCUCACUGCUUUGGAAUAUACAGCGUGACCAUAUGCGCAAAACCAUGGAGAUUAUAUGACGUGGAUGUAUUAUUGUCAUUGUUAUUAUUUUUCUUUUCUCUGAACAAAACUGGACAUCUACAACGCGGACGUCCCUUCUUUUCCUUUAUAUUUUCCGCCUUGCCCCUUUGCGUUCUUCUGUUCUGUUCUGUUCUCCCGUUUGCUCCGCGGCCACUUUAUGAUUUCAUGUCCUUAGCUGUUCUCCCUCGUUUUCAUUCAUUUCUUUUUUUCAUUUUAUUUUUUUAUUCGCACUUGUCGUUUUUCGGUACGUUUCGGACGCGCAGAAGUGGGAUGCCUCGCGGUGAACAUUUGCGGGGAGAAGAUUCCGCGCCGCGGCGGGGGUGAAUGAAUCGUAGUCUCCCUCUCCAUCUGAGAUGUGCCAUGGAUGGGAAACUUAAUUUGGAUCCACGGAACCGAUCGGGGAAUAGCCGUCGCGUCAAAUAACUACUGCUGACAUCGAUCAGGACGAAUGUCAUAGGAUGAACACUGCUGGUGGGGUGUGUCUGUCUGUGCUGUCCUCUCUCCUGGCUGUGGCUGGGGCCCUGGCUGCCGUGUCUGCCCUCGCUCUAGCUCCUCUCUCUGCCCUGGCUGAGGCUGCCCAUGGGGCUGCCAACAGCGUCCCCAGCGCCGGGGCAGAGGGGGCCCCCUCGCCCAUCUCCUCGCCAUGCUCCAGCCUCGUAGCCGGGGUGCUCUACGGCUCUUUCUCCCUAAGGGAGCUCUUUCCCUCCAGGGCGCCUGGUUGUUCCUGGUCCCUGGAGAACCCGGACCCCACCAAGUACUCCCUCUACCUCCGCUUCACCCGCCACCCUGUCAUCUGCCGGACACACUCCCCCAUGCUCCUCUCCCUUGACCACCACCAGACCAAUCAAAGCUGCCCCCUCCAUAUACAGACGUCCCCCGCCAGGGAUCAAGAGGUCGUCGAUCUCUGCGGCAGCGAGUCGAACUCAGACGGGCCUUACUCCUUCCUGCAGUUCGACAAGAACUUUGUCCAGCUAUGCUUGACGAGACAUCCGGCUGCAGACGAGCCUCAGGUUUCUAAGGAAUUGCUGGAGCUGAGACUGGUGGAGGUGCUGCUCAUCAACAACGAGAACUCCAGUCAGUUCACCUGCGGCGUGCUCUGCCGAUGGUUCGAGGAGUGCGUGCGCACGGAGCACAACGGGGACCGGGAUGUUUCGGACGGGGACGGCUGCGGGAUGACCCAGACGGGCUGCAUUUGUCCGAACCACAACAUCAUGGCGCCGCCCGUUCCGCUGCUCCCGGAGACGCCGCACAGCUUCAGCAACGGUUCGCUGGCUCCCGACGACUGCUGCGUCACCGAGCUGCACUCCAACGACGCCAUCGCGAUAGCACCCAGGGACGUCCGUCAAGACCCGUAUGACGAUGACCUGAAGGUGAAGACCCAAAGACCACGAUCAGCUGACCAGCCAGGUGUGUUUCAGGCACAAACAGGUGACCCUGCGGCGGAGGAGUGGUCACAGUGGAGCGUGUGCUCCCUCACGUGCGGGCAGGGCUGGCAGGUGCGGACGCGCUCCUGCGUCUCGUCUCCCUACGGGACGCUGUGCAGCGGCGCCCUGCGGGAAACGCGCAUGUGCAACAACACGGCUUCCUGUCCGGGCGAGCCGGGAAUCGUAGGCUCAGUGCAUGGGCUGUGGGAGGAGUGGUCGUCAUGGAGUCUGUGCUCCGUGACCUGUGGGCGGGGCUCCAGGACGCGAACCAGGAAGUGUGUGGACGGGAGCGGGGCCUUGGCUUGCGGACGGCCCGAGAUUCAGACCAAGCUCUGCAACAUAGCAGUGUGUCCUGUGGAGGGCCAGUGGUUGGAGUGGGGCCCCUGGUCGAGAUGCAGCGUGACGUGCAACGCGGGAACCCAGCAGAGGCAGCGGCGCUGCAGCGCGUCGGUGCACGGCUGGGCUGAGUGUAAGGGCCCCCAUCAGGAGAGCAGAGAAUGCAGCAACCCCUCGUGCAGUGGUGGAGGGAACUGGGGCAGCUGGAACCACUGGAGUCUGUGCAGCAAGACGUGUGACUCCGGAUGGCAGCGGCGCUUCAGGAUGUGCGAGGGCACCGGGGAGCAGGGCUACCCCUGCGACGGCUCUGGAGAGGAAGUCCGGUCCUGCAACGAGAAGAAGUGCCCUGCUCCUCAUGAGAUAUGCAAAGACGAGCACCUCCUCGCUAUGUCGUGGAAGAGAGCAUCGGCCGGAGAAACCGUCUACAACAAGUGUCCAACUAAUGCCACUGGAUCUGCUAGUCGUCGUUGUAUGCUGGACAAUAAUGGAGUUGCUUUCUGGGGUCCUCCGAGCUUCGCCAGAUGCGUCUCACUUGAAUAUAGAUAUUUACAUUUAUCUUUACGAGAGCAUCUCGCGAAGGGUCAGAGGACCCUGGCCGGGGAGGGCAUGUCUCAGAUCGUACGGAGUCUCCUGGAGCUCUUGCAGAGGAGGAGCUACUACAGUGGCGACCUUCUCUUUUCCACGGAGAUCCUGCGAAAUGUGACGGACACCUUCAAAAGAGCAACCUACAUCCCAGCUCCCGACGACGUGCAGAAAUUCUUCCAGAUAGUCAGCCACAUGUUGGACAUGGAGAACCUGGAGAAAUGGGAGGACGCUCACCAGGUCGCUCCCGGCGCCGCUUUGCUGAUGAGGAUAUUAGAAGAUUUUAUUCACCUCAUUGGAGAAGCCCAGAAGCCUUUUCAGAGCUUCCUGGUGGUUACCAACAACCUCAUGAUAACCAUACAGCGAGAGCCAGUUUCGGCCGUUUCUAGCGACAUCAACUUCCCCAUGAAGGGCCGGAGAGGGAUGAAGGACUGGGCCAGAACAGCAGAAGACAAGCUCUACAUUCCUAAAGAGGUCUUCACCGUCCCAGCUGAAGAAACGGAAGCAGACACAGAAUCUACUAUGUACUAUGUCAUCGGAGCCAUCCUCUACAGGACUUUGGGCAUCAUUUUACCUUCACCAAACCCACCCGCGGUGAUCAACUCCAAGAUCCUGACGGUGACGGUACGGCCGGAACCGCAACCCACCGAGCCCAUGGUGGUGGUGGAGCUCUCGCCGCUUUUAAAUGGUACAUCAGAUCCUCAGUGCGUUGUCUGGGACUAUGGCAACCCGGAAGCGGGCGCAGAAAACUGGGGCACGGAAGGCUGCCAAACUCUCGCGUCAACCACUGUCCACACCAAAUGCCUGUGCAGCAGGAUAUCCACCUACGCCGUGCUAGCGCAGCAAGCUAAAGACCCGGACAUGGGUCCCACCAGCAUGCCCUCUGUGCCCCUCAUGGUGGGGUGCGGGGUCUCCUGCACCGCUCUGCUCAUCCUGCUGUUAAUCUACGCUGCCUUCUGGAGGUAUAUCCGAUCGGAGAGGUCGAUCAUCUUGGUCAAUUUUUGCCUCUCCAUCCUGGCCUCCAAUUUAUUGAUUCUGGUCGGACAAUCACAAACUCUCAGCAAGGGCCUCUGUACUGUGACUGCCGCCUUCCUGCAUUUCUUCUUCUUGGCGUCCUUCUGCUGGGUGCUGACUGAGGCGUGGCAGUCCUACCUGGCCGUCAUCGGCAAAAUGAGGUCCCGACUCAUUCGCAAGCGUUUCCUGUGCCUCGGCUGGGGUCUCCCGGCCCUCGUUGUAGCAGUUUCGGUGGGUUUCACAAGAGCAAGAGGUUACGGCACAGCCAGCUAUUGCUGGCUGUCCUUGGAGGGCGGACUUCUCUACGCCUUCGUGGGGCCCGCCGCCGUCAUCGUGCUGGUGAACAUGCUCAUCGGCAUCGUGGUGUUUAACAAGCUCAUGUCUCGAGAUGGCAUCCCCGACAAGUCCAAAAAGCAGCGAGCAGGUGUCCCGGCGGAGGCGCGGAGCCGACUGCUCCUGAAAUGCUCCAAGUGUGGCGUGAUCUCGAGCACCGCUAUGUCCAGCUCGACUGCCAGCAGCGCCAUGGCGUCUCUGUGGAGCUCCUGUGUGGUUCUGCCCCUGCUGGCGUUGACCUGGAUGUCAGCGGUGCUGGCCAUAACCGACCGCCGCUCCACACUCUUCCAGGUCCUCUUCGCCGUCUUCGAUUCCGUCCAAGGCUUUGUCAUCAUCACGGUCCACUGCGCCAUGCGCCGAGAGGUGCAGGACGCGGUGCGCUGUCGAAUGGGGGGAUGUAAAGACGACAGCGAGAACUCGCCAGACUCCUGCAAGAAUGGACAGGUGCAGAUCAUGAGGUGCGGGAACGUGAGCGCCUGCGGGCAGCAGUGCAGCGCCUCGCGCCACAGCACGCCGCUGUGCCUGUCGGGCUGCCACCCGCAGCCCCCCCCGCCGACGUGCCACCAGACGUGCCAGCAGGCCUUUUACACGAGCCUGGCCCGCAGCGACUACGCGCUGAACCACGGCCACGCGCAUGAGCUCACCCCCAUCCUCAACAGCACCCACAACCAUAACCACGCCCACAGCCACAACCACAUCAUCGGCCUAUCAACGGAUUUUGAGAAGGACGUGGACUUGGCUUGUCAAACAGAGCGAGGACAUCCAUUCAUUUUCAAAGAAGUGAACACCUGUAACCCGGCCACCAUCACCGGGACCCUCUCCCGCAUCUCCCUGGACGACGAGGAUGAUCCUAAGCUGGCAGCCCACCAGGAAGGCGGGGUGGGAGUGAACUUCAGCUCCCUCCCUGGGAACAUCCCCCCUCCCAACCUCAUUGUACAGGUUCCGACCCUGGGAGGACUCAACGAGCUGAGCGAGACGCCCUUGAAGAAGGAGGUCAACGUGGACCAGCAAAGGCAGCAGGGACAACAACGCAGCGGCGCCCCGAUCUACCUGUGCACCGAGAGCGGCCUGGGGUGGGCUCGGCCGCCCGCUUCCUCCAACAACUCCCAGGACGGAAGCGCCGGGAGCGGAGGGAGCGUGGGCGGAGGCGGAGGGAGCGGCGGAGGCGGAGAGGGAGACUACAUGGUGUUGCCUCGCAGGACGGUCAGUUUAAAACCCCCAGCGCCCUCCUCUCAAGGGGGAGGCCUGGGGCUCGGGGGCGAGGACAAGCCGCUCAACAUUGCAGUGGAGGAUCCUCCCUUCCCCCCGCCUCCCUCCCCCCUGACCCUCCACCCGGCUGAGAGCGAGGCCUACCCGGCGGAUUUUGUGCCGUCCAGCGUGGGCGACAUGAACAUCGCCAUGAACCUCAACCGCUCCUACGGGACGAUCAAAACCAUGCCCCAUGGGCACGGCCACUUGAUGCCUCAGGGUGGCCUUGUGCACUCCCACGGAGGACACAUGCAUAACCACGGCCACUCCCUGCAGCUGAAGCCGGGACAGAGGCCGUCGGUCAGACAGAUCCUGACGGGGGGAUCUACAGUGGAGAGAACCAGGACCCUGCCACGCAACCUGGGCAGCACCAAUGCCAACACCAACCUCUCAGCCGGAUCUCUGGAGAGGAAAAGAGUACGGUACUCUGAGCUGGACUUUGAGAAAGUGAUGCACACUCGCAAAAGACAUUCUGAGCUAUACCAUGAGCUCAACCACUCGUCCAAGUUCCACACCAUAGACAGGUAUAGCAGGGACCCAGCCAUGUCCUCAUUCAAGGUCCCCCCUCCCCCACCACCGAGGCACAACACAGAGCCAUCGCUAGCGCGCAGAACGUCCCUUGUUUACAAAGAAAGUCAACGUAAGACAUGCUAAACCUCACAUAAACCUGGUGCAGUAGAGCCCCUCGUAAUGCUAAAGCAGGCCUGGAUUGAAGUGCUACAUGUCACAGUGUGAAUCUUUGUUUGUCACUGUUCGUUCCGCAAACUGUGUUUUCGUGCAGCAAAUGUGCAUUUCUGAAUCUUGGUUAAAUCCAACCCCCAGCAGUGAAUAUUCGGCUGAAGCUUAGCAACUGUAAGGAGGCCUGUCAAGCUUUGGAUUUCUUUAUAUGUCGACAUGCGGUGAGUAACAGUGUAGUAAGAGUAAGGGUUAACUAGUUUCUUUGUAAACCAAAAGCACCUACAGCUAAAGUAAAGGGAAUGGGUCGUCUGCAGUAACGUGAGCAGAAUCAUUAGCAUGCGCGGCUAACUUACUCAGCAUAUGCUCAGUAUGCUUUCCCUUUCAAACCACGGGUUUUAAAGUUUAAUCGAUAAAAGGCUGAUCCUUGAUGCUAUUAGAGUUCAGGCUAAGUGUAGCCGCCCUGAUCCUCUUCGGACUAUUCUUUACACUCCAGCCAAUAUUAUCCGAGGCCAAGUUAAAUUAAGCCAAAUGUAUCACUUAAUCCUCAUUCCAAGAACUCUUUCCCUUUUAUUGCUAGAAGUGUAAAUAUACUUUAUUUCAGCUCAGUCUUUUGGCUAAGCAAACAAACAGUUCCUAUACAAGGGAGCACAUCUUAAAUUUAUCUUACUCUUACUCAAGCAAAUAUUAAGUAUAACUAGAUUGAACUGAAGCUGAAGAUGUUGAACACGUUUUAGACUAGUAUAGUAUGGUGUACUUUGUGCACAUUACGUGCAUAAUUUAGCUAGAAUUAGGAGUUUUUAAAGUAACUCCACUCCUGUUGUUACUAUGUAGUGGAUGUGUGCUAAUGAAAAGCUCGACAGGCUCAGCAACAGUAGCUAAAGGUGCCGACCAGAUGGUAUUGCUGCCUUCAAAUGGGGUCAUGGUGCAGUAUUCACAAGAAAAGUGUAUGUGAAGUCUUGUGGCGUUCACAGCCUUGCAAAUGGACUUUGCUGUAUUGAACUUUGUAUUGGACUUGCACUGAUAUAUUGUAAUUUAGUCAGGGUUCUCUUCCUAAUUUUAUGAAAUGACUGAAGAAGUGUUAGUCACCUGGUCUGGUCAACGUCCUCUGUGGCUACUGCUGCUGUUACUACAUAGCUUUAUGUGUUCCCAUGCUGUAACCAGAAACAUAAAUUCCACUUGAAGGCAGCGUUCAUUCAGGUCAUGGUACUUUAGUGGAACGACUUCUUCAAUUCUUUCCAAUCAAAGAAACACAAACAGUGACAAACUAUAAAUUCACUUCAUGUAGCUGCUCGUCUACUACCUGUCAGUGCUGCCUCAUCGUGAAGUGACUGUAUUUGAUGAACCUCAAUAUUAGUGGUGUGGCGUUGUGCAUCAUACCUUACAUCCCUUGUGCGUUAGCAUUCAGGUGAUGAAUGCUAAUCCCCCUGCCUUUAUUAACCCCCAUACAAAUUCCUGUAUAAACACACGACUCGAAACACCUGGAGAGAGGGAUUUGUAUGGCGGUCUAAUUCUGGACUGGGUUUUAUUUUUAUUUUGGGAUUGUGUUUGUGGUGUAACAACCCAUACAGUCAUCGUGUCCAUUUCAGUGCCUGAGUUAUAAACACCCUAACCAAGUGAUAAAUCAGUUCAUAAAGACAAUGACCCAUCCAAACCGGUUUAUAAUCACCUCAUAAACCAUGAUAUUCUGUCCAUAAACCAGCUCGUUGGCACUAAAAAGGGGCCAAACACUCUGCCCUUUGUAUUGGUGCUUCUGAGAGACUCUCAGAAAUACCACAUGGGUCAUGGGAGACCUGAUCCGUUUUACUCUGGAAAGGUAGGAUCUCUGUGGUGGCUGUGUUGAGGAGAUGAGUGGAUAUCAUAAAAUGUGAAGACAUGUUUUUUUUCUUUUCUUAUUUUGCUUUGUUGUUUUCAACUUUCUCUUCUUUUUCAAUUUCCCAUUCAAGUGCAGUGGGCUUUAAGUGACCUCGGCUAGAUGGGUGCCAUCGCAGAUAAAACACUUCUUUUAGUUCUGUGUCACCCGGUAAUUGGCAAUUCCACAUUUGCAACACCAAUAGGUAGAGGCUCUAACGCCUCCUCAUUUACCUCAGCACAGCUUUUCUGUCUGUACCAUAGCCUGUGUAAAUAUUAAUUGCUCCUCAAAAGUGAAACCAAAGCGAGUAGAGCUCCCCCUGGUGACUGCUCCCCCAUUAGAUCAUAAACUCCACCUCCUCCAUCUUAGUGGAUGGGACUAAAACACUGAAAUCCACGUCAAUUAUUAUUUUAUUUUUUUCAAAGGUGGUUUCUGUCAUUUUAGGUAUUUAGUAUAAUGUUUGAUUUAUGUUAAGGUGUCAGCUUUUAGUUCAUUAUUUGAUGCUAUAGAAACGGGACGUGACAAAGUGGCGUCCACCUGUUGUGAAAACAAUUUUUAGAAACAAGUACAGUGUACAAUCCAACGUUUGAUUGAUUGAUUAAAUGAAACAAGAUGGCGCCGCCCAUAUCCCCAGGAAAAUAGUGCCAGUUUGGCUAAUGGGGACUCGUUGUCCGUGUUUAUACCGUCUAUGGUCUGUACUAAGCAGGACAUAAAAUGCUCAUAUGGGUCCCUGGUAAACCAGACGUGAUGAAGGUCAGUCCCAGCCUUUUAUCUUCCUGCUUCCACUGGACAGUCUUAAAAGUAGGUGUUCCACAGGUUGCUGCGCGUCCGUGCUUGAUUGCCAACUAUUUUGACUCCAAAACAACAGGAAUCAAGUGCUCUUUGUUUGAUACGCUGUAUGUAUACACAGUUGUCCGCCCCCAUGCGAAAGUAAUGUUCACAGUGAUAACACUUGUAUUGCACUCCGCUGAAGUGGAUGCAAAGCGUGCUCCGCGAUAUUACUAAUGCUGAAAACAAAUUCCAAACCUACACUGUUUUAAGUACAGCGGAUGCUCGGCCCGGGGCCAUAUGGCUGGCAGAUGGAUUGAGUCCGUUCUCGUUGUGAAUUCUUCAACCGUUGUCGAAUACAAAUGGAGUCAAAGGGGUUACCAAAAAAAAAAAAAAAGAGGAGGUAAUUUGUAUGUAGCGCAGUAUGUAUUAGCAUUAGUGUCUGUGCUAAUGUUUAGAUUUAGAAGCGCUUCUCGGCCCCUGCCACAGUGGAGUUAGUCUGUCAUUUUCUGUGCUUUCCACAGGGUUCAGAAGGUCACACCACAGAUUUGCAUGCAUUGCCCAGUGAGGCAGUGAUGUGACUCGCUGUGUGUGGGAGAGAGAGAGGGCAUUUUCACUGCAUAAUGGCUCGGCUGAUGUAUUUUUUUUUUUAUUUUAUUUUUUUUUUAGCUCUCAAAUGAGAUAUAUUUCCAUCCCGUCGUCUGCUGUGUUCUUGAUUAAAUGAACCGUGGAUUGGCUUCCCUCUCCAGAAAGACGCCGAGGAGUUGCGCAGAGCGCAGUGGGGAGGAGGAGAGAAAGGGACAGACAAAGAAAAUAAGUCUACUUGAUGCGAUUUCACUGAUGCCAGAUCGGGCCAAGAAAUGGGCGAGCAAAUUUUCUAUUACGAAAGAUGUAUUAGUAAAUCAACCUAAAUGGCCGGAGGCGUGUGUGAGAAUUCCAUGAUGAAAUCCUUGCCUAUUAGGUUACAUGUGGAGAUGUAUUGUGGCGUAGUCUGAGAGGAUUUCUUCAUUAGCCUGCCCCACGGAGGAGAGCUGAGAGAGGAGGGUGGUGCCUUCAUAUCCCCGUCUGGUAUUAGUGGCUGGUUUUCAUAUUGUGGUUUCAGGCCACUGUAUGGAAAUUCAGCUAAGGUAAUGUGUGCGCUUUGAGGGCGUCUUGCGUAAAAUGAAGACGUAUAAUUUCAUAUGACAAAGAGCCAAUUUUUGUUGAUUCAGUGAGGGCAAUUUGCCUGCCACUUGCAAACCCCCGUAGGUCCUGAUAGUCAAUUUGCUGGCAUUAAGAUGAGGGGUUUCAAUUUCACAUUCCAGCAAUAAAGCAAGUCCUCUUGCUCUUCAUGUCUCGUGCUCCCCUCUAUUCGUCCUCACGCUCAUUUGACAUUUUCCCUCCUCGGAUGUCUCCCCCGUUUCCCCCCGGCCGCUCGGCGGCACGUUCGAGGCAUUAAUUGAAUAAUUAAUUCCUCUCAUUAGCUUGUUUUUAAUUAUUUCCUCGCCCCCUUCCUCGUGCCGAGUAUAAACUCAUCAACUGUUUUCAUCCCCUCCACGCAAAUUGCCCGUGAAAACCGAGGACCGGCGGAGUGUGGCUCCGGCACACCGGCGCCAUCAGCGGCUCCUAAUGAGGGGACGGACAGUCCAGGCGGAACAGGCCUAACGCUGGCUUUCGUGAGCCAACAGGCACAACACUAAUUUAGCUCAUUUAGUGUCCUUGGGCCAAUUAAAGGGAGGUGAAAAGGUCCGAAUCACUCGCUGGAUCUGCCAUCUCUACAGGCCGCGCGUUGCGCGGGCCGAGACAGCGGCACGCCAAGCCCGUGCGUCCGACUGCUCGUUUGUUUGCAGUGUGUUGCACUAAUGGAAUUUAUUUACCCUACAUUCACAAGAUUUGACUCCUUUGAAGGGCCUUAUUACUUGUGACACAGAUUCCUUCCCAGCUGAAGGGGGUAAAUGGUACUAAAGACUGCAAUGCACGGUCUAUUUUUGCGCCCGCUAAUAAAUUAUGCCAGUGCUGAAUAGGCAAUCUAGAAUCCUAUAAUUACCUUUAUUAUGUAAUGAAAUGAUGAAAAAAGAAACACAGGGCCUUUAAAUAGGCCAGUUCUGGUCCACUGACCCUAAGCCCACUGAUAACUGUAAAUUAAUUCUCACGUUCUGGCAUCCACUCAGUCUGCUCCUGCACUUUUUUUUUGAUGUUACUUUUCAUUUCUUUCCAUGCGAUUUAAGUUUAUUCACAUGCUC